Molecule: messenger RNA, 2523 nt
Organism: Hypoxylon trugodes
Lineage: Eukaryota; Fungi; Ascomycota; Sordariomycetes; Xylariales; Hypoxylaceae
Product: Cryptochrome/photolyase FAD-binding domain-containing protein
Exons: 3
Coding region: 423-2318 (631 amino acids)
Biological process (GO): circadian regulation of gene expression; entrainment of circadian clock by photoperiod
Cellular component (GO): cytoplasm; nucleus
Molecular function (GO): FAD binding; DNA binding
Source: RefSeq, a predicted model, not a curated record
CCAUUUAUUUCAUAGAAUGCUCAAAGGUGAUUUAAUCCAUCAACAUAGAUCUCCGAAAAAUGAUGAGAUUUGCUACGGCGAGACAUCACAUUAAGCUUCGUCGCCAAGCCAAUUCUAUAAGUUGUUUAGAAGUGACAAAGGGGGUAGGGUCACCAGGCUCAAAACAUACGUUCCCUGAUCAUGCCGCCUUUGUGCAAUACUCCCUGAAAACCUACCUAGCUACAUUUUGCUUUUUUGAAAAUGUCCUGGGCGGCCACAGGUUGGCCUGCAGCUAAGGGUUAGGACGUGGCUGAGGUGUUGACAUCAUGGACUUGCUAGACCCGGCAUUUAGGGAAGAAACCUAAUAAUUAAUUUGAGCUUCAUGUUGCACCGGAGAUCGCGUAUUCCAGCCUCAAUUUGGGCAGGCCAGGUGUGACUUUACAAUGGGAAAGCCGCGUGUUAUAUAUUGGUUCCGAACAGAUCUCCGACUGCAUGAUUCUCCUGCCUUGAAAGCAGCUCUUGAUCUCGAUCCCGCUGUUCUUUGGCCAAUCUUUACAUGGGAUCCUCACUAUGUAUAUCGAGUAAAAGGAGGUGCAAAUAGAUGGCAAUAUCUACUUGAUUGUCAAAACGAUCUGUCAGAGUCCAUUCAAAAGCUCAAUCCUAAGUCAAAGCUAUUUGUGUUGCGCGAGGCUCCACAGACUCUCUUCCCUAAGUUGUUCAAAGCCUGGGAUGUGACACAUCUAGUUUUUGAAAAAGAUACAGAUGCCUAUGCUCGGGCAAGAGAUAACGCCGUAGUCGCUUUAGCGAAAGAAGCCGGCGUUCAAGUGAUCAUUCGUUAUGGGCGUACAUUGUGGGAUAGCGAUGAGGUCGUCGCUAAGAAUGGAGGGAAGCCGACGAUGUCUAUCACCCAGCUCCAAGCUGCUGGUAAGAAAGUCGGAGAGAUACCCAGGCCUGUUCCAACACCUAGGCAUCUACCAGAUCCAGGAGACAUGCCACUUGACUUUAAGCAGGACAAGCCUAAGACGGAACUAGAUCUUAAUGCUUCAUAUCGAGGUGGAACGGACAAAACUUACUUUAGUAUCGCGGGCCCCCAAAGCGACUUUGCAAUAUUGACCCUCGAGGAGCUUGGCUUCAUAGAAGCGACUACUACACCACAUCGUGGCGGCGAGACGCGAGCUCUCAAGAUGCUAGAUGAAAUAUUCGCGGAUGAAGAGUACGCUGCGACUUUCAAAAAGCCGAAAACUAGCCCAGCUGCCUUUGAGCCGCAGUCUACGACCCUUUUAUCGCCAAUGCUGCAUUUUGGCGCAAUAUCCCCGCGCCUUUUCUACUGGCGCGCGCACGACCUAGUCGAAAAGUAUGGUAAAGAAGCGUCCACGCCCCCUGAAAGCUUGACAGGUCAGCUCCUCUUCCGGGAUAUGUAUUUUGCGGCUCAAGCCGUAAUUGGUUCCCCUUAUGUUCAAACUCUUAAUAACGCGCACUGUCGUUUUAUCCCCUGGCACCUGCCAUCAAAAGUACUAGAUAAUACCGAGACGGGAAGUAAUGCAAUUAGCGGCGAAUACCAAGUAGAUUCGCCUCAAGCAGAAAAAUGGUUUAAACGCUGGAAGGCAGGCAUAACUGGUUUUCCGUUCGUCGACGCCUUGAUGCGCCAGCUUUGCGCUGAGGGCUGGAUUCAUCACCUAGGUCGUCAUAUGGUAGCUUGCUUUCUCACUAGAGGCGGAUGUUAUGUACAUUGGGAACGCGGUGCUGAUGUUUUUGAGGAGUGGUUGAUCGACCAUGAACCAGCUAGCAACGCCGGCAAUUGGCAAUGGUUGAGCUGUACGGCAUUUUACUCACAAUAUUAUCGCUGCUAUAGCCCCGUCGCUUUCGGGCAAAAAUGGGAUAAAAGGGGCGAGUUUAUACGGAAGUGGAUACCAGAGCUAAAGGAUCUGGACGAGAAGUUUAUUUAUGAGCCUUGGAAAGCCAGUAUAAGGGCUCUUGAUAAAGCUAAGGUCAAGAUUGAAGGCGAUGGUCUCUAUGAAAAGAAAGAGGGGACAUAUCCAACUCCAAUGUUCGACUUCGCGGAGAGGAAGAGCGUGUGCAUGUCUGCUAUGAAGAGAGCUUAUUCUAUUGGAUUAUAUGGGGAUGACGAGAGAGUUAAGAAUGGAACUUGGAAGGAGCUAUUUGAAAAGGCAGGUGAAACGGAGAUGGAAGGUAUUGAGGGUAGUGACGAUGAUGGAGAGCAUGCAGACGAUGCAAAUCAUCGAUUGGAAGGAGGUAGUAGCGGGAAACACCUAAGGAGUAAAAGUAUAUCAGCUAAGGAAGGGCCGAUGGAUAGGUACGCUAAGAAAGUAAAGACAUGACCUCAGGGGCCCCCCUAUUUCUAGAAUGUUACUUAUCGGCAAAGUUUCUACUAAGGUGUCGACCUUUAGAGGUCUGAGUCCAUAUAUCUACGUGUAUUAUGGUGUAACCAAUGUAUGUGUGGACUGUGUUUGUGCACUUAUGCCGCGUUGGCGCGUCAAUUGUAUGUGGAUGACUCAGGAGACUAUCGAAAAUAUCAUAUAAGGC